AUGGUUGUUAACGACAAUGACAUUUUGGAGACACUUUACCGUGAAACACUGAAACUGAUAUCAAACAGAGCAAUAAACUACGAAACAUCUGGAGGCUAUAAUUUCCCCUUCAAAGGACAAAACAGUAAGAUUAGAAAGGGUGAAAAACAAGAAAGCAAAGAGACAGAAGAGGGGAACAGUGAAUGGCAGUUAUUAAUUUUCUUUCUUCUCUUCUUUCAGCAUGAGAUUAUCAUAAUUUUUUCUUUUAUAAAUAGGAAAAAUGUGCCAGAGUAUGCAGUGUCACGAGAGAAAAACGACUUGGGAGCCCUGCGCUUUGACUUGAACACAGAUCUGACACCUUUGUUUAACUGGAACACAAAGCAGCUCUUUCUCUACCUCACUGCAGAGUAUCAGACUCAGAAUAACAAAGUGAAUCAGGUGGUGUUUUGGGGCAAGAUUUUCCAGCGAGGGGGAAACUUCGUGGCAACUCAAAAACCACCUCAAUAUUAUUUCUGGGAUACUUUUCAUAUAGAGAGAAGAAGUAAUUAUUUUCAAUUAUUUUUUAUUCACAGUGGGCACAAGAAUGUAAGCUUGUACCUGUCCUGGAACAUCAUUCCCAUUGCGGGUACUUUGCCCACCUGGAGCGGCACUGGAGCCUAUAAGCUGGCUUUUCCCCAAAUCACACAAGGGCCCUAG
Molecule: messenger RNA, 675 nt
Organism: Penaeus monodon (black tiger shrimp)
Lineage: Eukaryota; Metazoa; Arthropoda; Malacostraca; Decapoda; Penaeidae
Gene: Spase22-23
Product: signal peptidase complex subunit 3-like
Exons: 4
Coding region: 1-675 (224 amino acids)
Biological process (GO): protein targeting to ER
Cellular component (GO): signal peptidase complex; membrane
Source: RefSeq, a predicted model, not a curated record